Messenger RNA from Aspergillus tanneri, 2055 nucleotides. RefSeq lists its product as uncharacterized. NCBI's taxonomy places the organism in Eukaryota, Fungi, Ascomycota, Eurotiomycetes, Eurotiales, Aspergillaceae. The coding region runs from base 1 to 2055 and encodes 684 amino acids. The record is from RefSeq and is a predicted model, not a curated record. The transcript has 4 exons.
AUGGCACACCUGCGUAGGGCUAGUUCGUCGACAUCCCUCGUUCUGACGGCGAUGCCACCACAACUUGACGGCACAUCUGAGCAGCGAAAGGCCAAGAAGAACAAGAAGGCGAAACAGAAAAAGAAAGCGAAAAACGUGGCUCAGGCACAAAAUCGCAACCAGACUGACGACGCCAAAGACGCCUAUCCCGCUACUGAUAUCCCGGACAAUACGAACGUCUCAACGUCCAGCGAUAAGGCCGUGGCUGCUCCUCUCAUUGUCCACGGGGAGUCGCUGAGAGAUCGCGGGUGCAAUGGCCUGACAAAUGGCCAGCAGUAUCUCCAUGGAUCCAUCGGUGACACCGGUGGCAAGCAGGACGUCUCAUCGGAAACUACUACUAUCCGCGCGAUGAGCAUCCAAGGCGAGGGGGGCGGUGUCGAAGAAGAGCAGCCUACUAUUGUAGACGAUGAGCCCAGGAUCCCGACGGCUGUGCCUGCCCCCCAAGAUGGUCAUGUUGUUGUGUGCAUCACCUGGGAGAUUGCUGACGACGAUGGCCAUGAGGAAGAAAUUCCAAACAACCCUAGCGACAAGCCCGAUAUUGAAGACCAGAGUCCGGACUGCGACGACGAAGAAGUUUCAAACAUCGAGCACAAGGAGGUAGGAGGUGAUUCGGGAGAUAAUAAUAGAGACCAGUCGAAUAGACACAUCAACGAUCCUGAGGUGGAGAGCAAGGAACUGGAAAGCGACAACGGGGAAGUGCUGAAUACUUUUGACCAGCCCCCAACGGAUGAGAAUGAGAAAGCUAACGAAGCUCCUUCAGAAAUGCCGAAUCUGUUGCUGUCGCAAAACAACAUUGCCCUAGCGAGUGAGACACGUGAAGUGCCACUUCCUGUCCACUUACUUGGCCGACUUGAGCGUAGCGAAUAUUGUGACUCUUGCGUCAUUCUGAGGUCGACUAGAGACAACUUCUUGCCGAUCGAGUUUCCUGUACACAAGCUUGUGGUCACUCGGAGUCCGCUUGUCGCCACCAUCUUCAACUCUCACGGCCAUUUGGAUAGGAACGAGAUCAUUGCUGUUGCCGGCGAUAACUUCGGUAUGAUAAAGGGAUUUGAACUUGCACUUCGAUUCCUCUACGGCCUGCCCCUCCUUACCAUGGGGCGGCUUAGAGCUGUAACACUUUCGUCGUUUGGGUAUGCUGAAGACACCAAAGAAGUACUACAUUUCCCCAUCCCCGCAGCCAUGGUUGAUCUCGCUUUAUGCUAUGCUACUUCUGGCCUAUUCUUUCAGCUGCACACCGUCGUUGAAACCGGGUUCAGGUUGGCUGCUGAUCUGGUUGGCUGGGACACAGUCGAAGUCAUCUUAUUCUUUAGCCUUCACGUAACCAAAUUCGCCGUCAAAUUGGAUACCAGCUUCAUUCCUUGCAAUGGUGGCGAGGCGUUUGAAAGAGAUCAGAGGACGUAUGUCGAUAGUCAGAGCGUAACUCAGGAGCUUCAGGAGGUGUGGGCACCACGGCUGAUUCAUGCAGUAUUGGGGUUCAUUUGCAACUAUGUGAAUGCCAAUGAAUUUAGCUUAUUUGUUCAAGCACAGAGCACAAGUUUGCCAGAUCGUAUCCCAGAGCACUUGCGAUCCCUCCCUGGAUCGAUUCUGACCAACCCCCGGUUGGCCAGGCUGAAGUUUGGAUCAUUUGCAUCUAUCAACGAACACAAGCCAGCCAGAGAGGUUGUAAUUGCGUCAGCUAUCUUGAUGAACCUCCCGUUCAAGCAGCUAAAAGAAGCCUUUGAGAUAAUGGCGGCACGACGCGUCCUAUCAAGCCCUCUUGCUCACUCUAUUGUCACCGCACGUGAGAUACGCCGACUGCAAGCUCUCCGCGUUCUCGCCACGCACAGCAACGACACUAUGAACGAAAGUUCGGCUGAGGUCCAGGAACUAGGAUAUCGCGAGUACCUUACUUCUAACGGGGCUUCCUGGGAUAUGCAGGCUCCACCAACAAAACCCACAGAGAUCAAAUUGAAGCGGGAGUGGAUGGGGCUCGCUGUAGUUCAAAUCACCGUUGCUCAGCACCAUAUUACCUCCUAA